Cricetulus griseus (Chinese hamster) is the source of this 2082-nucleotide messenger RNA. Lineage: Eukaryota; Metazoa; Chordata; Mammalia; Rodentia; Cricetidae. The record is from RefSeq and is a predicted model, not a curated record.
AAGAUAUUUAAAGACGCGGGCGCCAGGCGUAGAUCCCUGCCUCGCGCCGUCCGGCCCCAUUCGCUGAGUUCGUCAUUCCUAGCGGAAGCGCCGCCAACAUGUCUGAUAAACUGCCCUACAAAGUCGCGGACAUUGGACUGGCUGCGUGGGGACGAAAGGCCUUGGACAUAGCUGAAAAUGAGAUGCCAGGUUUGAUGCGGAUGCGGGAGAUGUACUCGGCAUCCAAGCCGCUGAAGGGUGCUCGCAUUGCUGGCUGCCUGCACAUGACUGUGGAGACGGCUGUCCUCAUUGAGACUCUCGUGGCCCUGGGUGCGGAGGUGCGGUGGUCCAGCUGCAACAUCUUCUCUACUCAGGACCACGCAGCAGCUGCCAUUGCCAAGGCGGGCAUUCCAGUGUAUGCCUGGAAGGGCGAGACAGACGAAGAGUACCUGUGGUGCAUUGAGCAGACGCUGCACUUCAAAGAUGGACCUCUCAACAUGAUUCUGGAUGAUGGUGGUGACUUAACUAACCUCAUCCAUACCAAGUACCCACAGCUUCUGUCAGGCAUCCGAGGCAUCUCUGAGGAGACCACGACUGGGGUCCACAACCUCUACAAGAUGAUGGCCAAUGGGAUACUGAAGGUGCCUGCCAUCAAUGUCAACGACUCUGUCACCAAGAGCAAGUUUGACAACCUCUAUGGCUGCCGGGAGUCCCUCAUAGAUGGCAUCAAACGAGCCACAGAUGUGAUGAUUGCGGGCAAGGUGGCGGUGGUGGCAGGCUAUGGCGAUGUGGGCAAGGGCUGUGCCCAGGCCCUGAGGGGUUUUGGGGCCCGAGUCAUCAUCACCGAGAUUGACCCCAUCAAUGCACUACAAGCUGCCAUGGAGGGCUAUGAGGUGACCACCAUGGACGAGGCCUGUAAGGAGGGCAAUAUCUUUGUCACCACCACAGGCUGUGUUGAUAUCAUUCUUGGCCGGCACUUUGAACAGAUGAAGGACGAUGCCAUUGUGUGUAACAUUGGACACUUUGACGUGGAGAUUGAUGUGAAGUGGCUCAAUGAGAACGCUGUGGAGAAGGUGAACAUCAAGCCCCAGGUGGACCGCUACAGGCUGAAGAAUGGGCGCCGCAUCAUCCUGCUGGCUGAAGGCCGGCUGGUCAACCUGGGUUGUGCCAUGGGCCAUCCCAGCUUCGUGAUGAGCAACUCCUUCACAAACCAGGUCAUGGCCCAGAUUGAGCUGUGGACCCACCCAGAUAAAUACCCCGUUGGGGUUCACUUCUUGCCUAAGAAGCUGGAUGAGGCAGUGGCUGAAGCCCACCUGGGCAAGCUGAAUGUGAAGCUGACCAAGCUGACUGAGAAGCAGGCCCAGUAUCUGGGCAUGCCCAUUGAUGGCCCCUUCAAGCCUGAUCACUACCGCUACUGAGAGACAGGACUGUCCUUCACCUUCCAGCUGCCAUCCUUACUCCAGGCCCUACCUCUCUUUCCCAAGAGCACAUGUCACCAACUUUGCAGUUGCUUCGCCAGUGUUCGUCCCGCUGAGGCUGGUUACUCUGGCUGGUCUCUGUUGUGUCCUUCAUACUGUUCUAGGUGUGGUGAGGGGAACUGAGAGUCUCCAGUCAAGAUAAGAGGUACCUGGGAGCGAUCCACAGGGGACACGAGCUUCGGAGUCUUGGAAGUCCUGAGGCUGGAUGUGGCUAGUGGUGGUCACAAGCCCAUGCAUCUUACCAUCCAGACCCUCACUUGGGCUUUAUUAGAUCCAUGUGCUUAGUUUCUCAGCCCGGGACAGGGCAGGAGCCACUGGAGUUUGGAGGGGCUUCCUCAGAGCUUAUUUACCAUUGGGCCGUCUCUUAAACCUCAGAAUACUGAGGUUGGCACUUUUGGUCCCUGUUUCACGGGGUUAGAAUAGAUUAAGAGAUAACCAAGAAAGGAAAAGUGACAGCUAGAGAUUGAAAGGGACCAGAAAAAACAAAUAGGCUAAGGUCUGUCACUGUCUUGUAAUUGAUGGUUUUGUGACAAGCCUGGGUCACAAAAAGACUAAUUUGAUUUAUAGUGUCUAGAAUGUUAACAAAGGAAGGUGGAUUAAAUAAAAUUUCUGGUGCCUAAAGAAA